Ailuropoda melanoleuca (giant panda) is the source of this 5743-nucleotide messenger RNA. It is a transcript of the gene TCF7, whose product is annotated as transcription factor 7. NCBI's taxonomy places the organism in Eukaryota, Metazoa, Chordata, Mammalia, Carnivora, Ursidae. Gene Ontology annotation, molecular function: RNA polymerase II cis-regulatory region sequence-specific DNA binding; DNA-binding transcription factor activity, RNA polymerase II-specific. The transcript is spliced from 9 exons. The coding region runs from base 3931 to 4644 and encodes 237 amino acids. Gene Ontology annotation, cellular component: beta-catenin-TCF complex; chromatin. Gene Ontology annotation, biological process: canonical Wnt signaling pathway; regulation of transcription by RNA polymerase II. The record is from RefSeq and is a predicted model, not a curated record.
AGGUGCCGUCGAGAUACUUAGGGCCUGGUGGGGGUAGUCUGCCCAGGCCUGCCCCCUUCCCAUGGAGGCUGGGCGGUCAGCAUCAGAGGGAGGAGAGGGGGGAGCUCAGGUCACGGGGCUCCCCAUACACAUGCCAGCCCCAGGCAACCCCACCUUGUUGUCUGGGCAGCCUGGCCCUGGGACAGCCUUGUGCUGAGGCCAUGGAGCGGGACGUUCCACUGGCUGAGGGGGGCGUGGGGUACUGGGCCCUAUGCCAGACGGUUCCCCCUGGCUACCAGCGCAGACAUGGAGAGGGCUGGGCAGUGAGACUGAGGGGCAGCCUGCAUCAACGUGGGAAGGACUGGCCGGGCCCUCAGUGCCCUGCCCCGGAGCCCUUGCCACCCCAAGGCCUCCAGCGAAUGGCAGGCUCUCUGCCCCACCCCUGCCCACCUGGCACCUCUCCUGUGGUUUGGAUGCAGAAUCCUAUUUAAUUAGAGCCUUUUCCCCAGUUCCCAGGGAAGCCUGGUGGACAGGAUGAGCCCUCUGACCAUUGGGCAACGCCUCCUACCUCCCACCCCCUCCAUACCCAUUCCACACAUGCGUCCCAGGCCGCAGGCUGUAGGCUGAGCUGGAUUCUGGGGUUUCUUAGGCCUGGCUGUGCUGCACCUUGGGGCUUAGCCAGCCCAGCCAAGGACAGUCAGCUCUGGUCCUCCGUCAGGUGAGAGGCCUCUGUGUGGUUUCCUGGCCAAAGCUAGCCCUCCCCAGGGAUGGGGAUUUGCUGAGAAAUGUGCUGUGGGGCCACACUCUCCCUCCCUUGGAGCAGACCCACCCUACCCCCUUCCUGGGCAGAGUGGGACUCUGAGACUGUCUUCCUGUAGCUGGCACCUUGGACCCCAGGCUCUGGUUUUAAGGCUUCCUUCCAAGGGUCCCACUCCACCAGCCAGGCUUACAGUUCUGGGGGCCCAAAAGCCAGGCAGGGCUUAGAUGGCAAGGCCUUCUCUGAAGCAGGAGCUUACAUUCAAAAGCCCCCAGGCCGGAGGGAGCUGUGGAGGGUGUUCAUUCCACUUACUGGGCCAGGUCUCCAGGCGUUUCUGCCCUUACGUGGCGAAUGGUGGAAUGCUUUCCACCAGAGUCCCAGGUUCUUGAGGGAUUGGACCCUGAGGCUGUGGUCCUGUCUGUCACAAGGCCUGGUCAGGGCUGAUGAUGUUUGGCUAUCACUGUCUUGAGGACCUAUCAGGAUAAAAAGGCCCCAGAGGCUUCCAGGAAGCUUCCUAGGCCGUCGGCCGCUGCUCCCCAAAUUCUAAGAUAAGGCAGAAUUUUUGCAUCUGUCAUCAGUGAGGUAAUCAGGGCUGAUUUUCUCAUCAUCAUUAUUCAAGGGGCAAACUGGCCCAGGAUCCUGUAAUGAAAAGGUUAAUAUAAAUGCCAGAGAGCCUUCAAGCUAGGUUCCCUAGCCCACUUCACCUUGUGGCACACCUGAAAGUGAUCACUAGACCAGCUGGAGAAGGAGGGUGGAGGCUGAAGCACACAUGGGAAAUGCUGGGUGUGAGCAGGGAAGAGAGGCAGGCAGCGGGUUUAGAGAGGGAGUGGGGCCUGACCACACAGUGCUUUGUAGGUUUUCAGAGGGCGUUGGUGGCUCUAGGCAGAGAAGUGCUGUGAUCUGAUUUACAUGGUUGCUGGAUGGAAGACUGCUGGAGGGACAGGAGGCCACUGGAGUCGUCCGGGUGAGAAGGGACUACGACUUGGACUGAGUUGGGGAUAGGGAGGAGGAAGUGGCAGACUCUAGAUUAUUUUGAAGGGAGAGCCAGUAGUAUUGCCUGACAGAUGGGAGAUGGGACGUGAGCGAGUCAAGGAUUAUUCCAAGGUAUCUGAGCAACUGGAAGGUUAGAGUUGCCAUUAACUGAGGAAGACAGAGAACAGCAUUUGGGGCAGAAAACCAGAGGCUUUGCUUUGGACAUAUUGAGUUUAGGCAGCAUUUCAGACUUCCAGGUAGAUGUGGUGAGCACGCUUUUGGGGAGUGGAGUUUCCUAGGGGAAGUAAGGGCUGAGAUCGGAAUGUCAGUCAUCAGAUGAAGACAUGGAAAACUGUGACCCUGGAUGAGAGCACUCUGGGAAUGAGGGGAGAUGGAAAGCCAAGGGCCCAUCUUGGGUCAAGUCAGGAAGAUGAGCAGCCAGAAGGUAGGCCAACAGAGAGCGGCCUGUGAGAUUGGAGGCCAAUCAGGUGAGUGUGGCAUUCUGGAAGCCAAGUGAAGAAACUAUUUCGAGGAGGAGGGAGAAAAGAGUUGUGUCCAGUCCUGCCAAGAGGUCAGGUAAAAGGAAGACUGAGCGUUGAGUUCAGCAGUGUGGCAGUCGCUGGGGACCUUGACAGGAGCCAUCUGGUGAAGUGAUGGUACAAGGGAUGGCCAGGUUGAAAGGGAGCACGAGAACUAAGUACAGAAAGCCGAGGAUGCGUUUUACAACAAAGGAGACUGAGACAUGAGCUGGUGGCUGAGGGCGGAUUUGCAGCGGGAAGAAAUGGCAGCCUGUUGGUACCCUAGUGGGAAUGAGGCUGGCUUUGCGGAGUGCUUGGCAUAGCGCCUGGCAUGUGGCAGGCACGCAAUACAUGAAGGAUUCCACAGGUGUCCUCAUAUGCCAUAGCUGCCCCAGGCCGCUUCCUGUCUCUUGCCAGCCCUUGCCGGCCAGCCUGAGGGGCCUGCACUCUACGCUUGGUUCCCACACUCUGACUCGGUCACGGUUGUGUCCGGGGUCAGGGCUGCGGGUAAACCAAGCCUGAGUGUGGCACGAGCCUCCCGGCUUGCUCAGAAAGCCCUGCCUUAGAACAGCAGCGGGAAAGCCACCGCACCCAAGGCCUGGAGACACCAUGGCCCCGUCCUCAGCCUCCCGGGCUGAGGUUGCCAGUGGGCUGCCAGGCGGGUCUUCCAUCCUCAGGCAAAUCCCCUCUGGCAAAUUCAGACCGAAACUGGCCCAGGUGAGGCCAGCACCACAGGGCCAGGGAAGGACUGUGAGCAUUUCCUUUGUGCAUGUGAGGGGCUUCCCGCCUGUCCCUUCCUCAUGACGCAACACCUGAGGAAUUGAGCUGCUGGGUAUUGUGUGGCUUUACCCUUACAGCAACCAUGGGGUCGUCUCCGUAUGACAAGGAAACAGAUGCUCGGAUUUUGUAGUCAGUUCUUGAAGGCCACACACGUUAGAACCAGGAUCUGAAUAGGGCCAGCCGACUCCUCAAGUUCACAGUGCAGCGCCCUCCCCGGACUGCCCCAGAAAGCCGAAAGAAGGCUCUAGUUAGAGGUGCUCAGGAAGGGGCUGUGGUGCCACUGCUGUUGGGACACCAACCCCUGUCUGCCUGAGGACAGAAGGCAGGCUGAUUAGUCCUGGGAUGGGAGGCUCCUCCCAGUGGGCAGGGGACUGACUAGGGGGCAGUGUCGAGGGGAAGGGUGCCGCAGCUAGCAGCCCCGCCGCAAGCCCCCCCGGAGGCAGGCGUGUGGGGGAGACGGCAGGCAGGGCUGCUGCUGGGGGGUGUGCGAGCCUCUGUCCACCAGGAAGCUUCACACCUUGGCUAAGUUGCAGCUCAUACCUGGCCUUCCCUCUUGCCUCACCCUGGACCCCAAACAGCAAUCCCAAGGGGACCUGUGCCAGGCCUCUUCACCAUGAGCUACCGUGAGCUUCCCCAGAGCUGGUGAUGAAUGGAUCAUGAACCGCAUCCAUUACACGAGAGAGGAGACCGAAGCCCAGAGAUGUUAGGGAGUCUGGCUGAAUUCAACUCGUGGGAAACUGCACCCACAGGCACAACAAGGCCAGUCAGCCAGCCCACAGCGUCCCACAACUCUCUCCUCUCUAUGAACAUUUCAGCAGCCCACACCCUACACCUGCACCAGCCGACAUCAGCCAGAAACAAGGAGUUCACAGGCCACUGCAGACCCCUGACCUCUCUGGCUUCUACUCUCUGACCUCAGGCAGCAUGGGACAACUCCCCCACACUGUGAGCUGGCCCAGCCCUCCUCUCUACCCCUUGUCCCCUUCCUGCGGAUAUAGACAGCACUUCCCUGCCCCCACUGCAGCCCCUGGCGCCCCCUACCCCAGGUUCACCCACCCAUCCCUGAUGCUAGGCUCUGGUGUACCUGGUCACCCUGCAGCCAUCCCCCACCCAGCCAUCGUACCUCCCUCAGGGAAGCAGGAGCUGCAGCCGUAUGACCGUAGCCUGAAGACGCAGGCAGAAUCCAAGGUAGAGAAGGAGGCCAAGAAGCCAACCAUCAAGAAGCCCCUCAACGCCUUCAUGCUGUACAUGAAGGAGAUGAGAGCCAAGGUCAUAGCAGAGUGCACGCUCAAGGAGAGUGCUGCCAUCAACCAGAUCCUGGGCCGAAGGUGGCAUGCGCUGUCUCGGGAAGAGCAAGCCAAGUAUUAUGAGCUGGCCCGAAAGGAGAGACAGCUGCAUAUGCAACUGUACCCAGGCUGGUCGGCGCGGGACAAUUAUGGGAAGAAGAAAAGGCGAUCUCGGGAAAAGCACCAGGAAUCCAGCACAGACCCUGGCUCGCCUAAGAAAUGCCGUGCUCGCUUUGGCCUCAACCAGCAGACGGAUUGGUGUGGUCCGUGCAGGUGGGUUUGUCCCCACCACCAUCCUCCCUUUGCUUCAAGCUGCUUCCCUGACUUUGCACAUGUUCUGCUGGGCCUGUAGCCCCUCCUUUGGUACCCCAGUCCCAUAGCAUACCCACAGAUUGGGGAAUCCAUGUUUCCAACAAUGAGGUGGAGAAAGAAUGUUCUAGAAAAGAAAGGCAGACUCAAGAAUGUAGUUUUCUGGUGCCUAGGGUCCUCUGUUAAGGAUGGCCUGAUGCUAGGAGUAGCAGAUCCUCAGCAGGCCAAUCUCAUGCAUCCCAUUCAGUGGCCUGAGCUCCUGGCUACCAGGCUGAGAACUCACCAUGGUCCACCAGUUCCCUCACUUCUUCAAGUUAGGAUUCCUGCCUGUGUUAUCCUGAACCCUUUAUCUAAAAAAACAAAACAAAACACAACACCAAGGUGACUGUAGUAGAGAACAACCUGGAUGCCAAAUGGCCAUGUACCUCAUCUUGUCCCUGAGACCAGGGACUGCAGAGGUAGGGAGAGAGGAGGAAGGGGUAGCCCUGGGCUGUCCUAGCAAAAGGGCUGUACUUAGGCUCUGUGGCACUAAACCCGUGUGUUUCCCCAUAGAGCAGAGAAAUUUGUCUGUGAAAAGGAGCUAUACCUACCAAGUGGCUAAAGUUUGCCUGGUUGAGGUUGAGGCCAGGUCUGUUAGGGCGGAGCCUACUCCAGGCAGUAAGUUCACGGACCCUAAGGAAUACUGUCCAGUCCCUCACAGUGCCCACCAUGCUCCCUCUCCAAGGGCAAAGAGUAUUUGGGCAGUAUGUAAGUGUGUGUAUGUACACAACGCCGGGAGCGUAUUUUGUGUGACUCUGCCCGAGCACCACCCAGGAAUCCACAAGCAUCGCAGCCCUUUGCCUUAAUGCAGAUCUGAGUCCCACAAACAUGUGAAGCAGAGGCUCCAAGGCCCCAACUAGGAGAUGGCUCCCCUGGCAAACAAGAGACACCCACAGGGCUAGCCGGCACGAGGUUCCUGUGCCACCCUGCGGCUGUGCUGGGAACUACACCUGCUCCAGGUUUGAGCCAGGCCCAGUAGAAUUGCAAUGCCAGCUUUGAAGGCACAGACAGGCACAUCACCAAAGUCCCGGGGGGAGGGGACAAGAGGUCAGCUGGGCCUGUGCAAGAACAGCAUUUUCUGGUUGUGGUGUAUGACUAUGAAU